AUGUCCUACCUUGGUUUCAGCAACAAAACGGGCAAGAUUUUGUUUCUUGGACUUGACAACGCUGGAAAGACGACGCUGCUUGGUAAACUUGCCACCGAUCAAGUCCAUGUCCACAGACCCACCUUCCAUCCGAACGUGGAAGAACUUACACUGGGUGGUAUCAAAUUGAAGACCAUCGAUAUGGGCGGACACUUGGAAGCUCGACGUCUUUGGAAGGAUUACUUCACGAAAGUUGAUGGUGUUGUUUUUAUUGUCGAUGCUGCCAACCCUGAACGCUUCCAAGAGGCAAAACAAGAGCUGGAUAUGCUGCUACAAACAGAGGAACUUUCCAGGACACCCUUUAUCAUACUUGGUAACAAAAUUGAUGUGCCGCGUGCUGUAUCAGAGGAACAUCUCAUUGCUGCUAUGGGCCUCACAGGGCUCCCCACGGGUAAGCAAAACAAAGUGACAGAUUCUGCUGUUCGCCCCCUCGAGGUCUUCAUGUGCAGCGUUGUUAAGAAGAUUGGCUACGGUGAUGCCUUCCGCUGGCUCUCCCAAUACUUGCAAAAUUCUUAG
Trypanosoma rangeli is the source of this 555-nucleotide messenger RNA. RefSeq names its product small GTP-binding protein. The coding region runs from base 1 to 555 and encodes 184 amino acids. Gene Ontology annotation, cellular component: endoplasmic reticulum exit site; COPII vesicle coat. The record is from RefSeq and is a predicted model, not a curated record. Gene Ontology annotation, molecular function: GTPase activity; GTP binding. Lineage: Eukaryota; Euglenozoa; Kinetoplastea; Trypanosomatida; Trypanosomatidae. The transcript has a single exon. Gene Ontology annotation, biological process: vesicle organization; endoplasmic reticulum to Golgi vesicle-mediated transport; membrane organization.